CAUUAUGGGACGGAGCCCGGAGGGAGAAUAUAAUUAAAGUUGUAUACUCACUAAUGAUUGGUGGGCUACCUUUAUAGGAAGAGGAAGUUGUAUAAGAGUGAGUACAAAGGUGUAAAGGUAUAAAAUAAAAAAAGAAGAAGGAGAGAAGAAUGGGAGGGGAGUGGAAAGGAUUAGUGCAACUGCUGGUGCCAAUAAGUGUUCAUUUGAUAGCAGAGGAGAUGACCAGAUCUGUUCUGGUUGAUGUCACCACCAAAGCCCUCUGCCAUCUCCAUUCCUCUUGCUCUCAGGCUAUUUACAUCACUGGACUCCAACAAACUGUUGUUGGGAUAUUUAGAAUGGUGGUUGUUCCUCUACUUGGCCAGCUUUCAGAUGAUUAUGGUAGAAAACCGUUCCUACUUAUCGCUGUAUCGACGACGAUCUUACCUUACAUUUUGCUUGUCAUCAAUCAGUCGGCGGGUUUCGUGUACGCGUACUAUGCUCUUCGGACGCUUUCUAACAUAUUUAGCAGCCAUGGCAACCUUUUCUGCCUUUCCUUUGCCUAUGCGGCGGAUGUUAUUGAUGAGAGCAACAGAUUUGCAGUUUUCAGUUGGAUGACUGGUCUCUUUUCGGCUUCCCAUGUCCUCGGAGAUGCCUUGGCGCGUGUUCUUCCCGAGAGCAUCAUCUUUCAGGUUUCAUUAGGUCUCUUGAUAUUCGUCCCCGUGUAUAUGGCAUUGUUUCUAGUGGAGACAAUCAAGCAAACAAGCGGAGCGAAUCAAAGUUUUCCUCAAGUGAAUAAGGCUAAAAGGAUUCUAUGGGAGCGAUACGACUCUAUGCGGUCUGCUGCACGUAUUGUCCUCAGCAGUCCAACACUGAAGUGUGUCAUUCUAAUUUCUUUCUUCUUCAAGUUGGGAGUUUCCGGCAUUGACGCGGUCUUGUUGUAUUAUUUGAAGGCUGCGUUUGGAUUUGACAAAAACCAGUUGUCAGAAGUUUUGAUGGUGGUGGGAAUAGGUUCAAUUAUAUCUCAGAUGGUGGUGCUUCCGGUUAUCAAUCCGUUCGUUGGGGAAAAGCUGAUCUUUUUUGUAUCCUUGUUGUCAUCACUAGCAUAUGCAUUGCUUUUACCUAAACGAACCCGUGGGACCCAUACAAGAAAAGACUUAUGCUGUGAUAUCUCGAGCAACAAGCCCAAGCGAUCAGGGAAAAGUGCUAGGAUUUGCUGCUGGGGUGAGAGCAAUGGCGUAUUUCUUGUCGCCAUUGGCAAUGACCCCAUUGACAACUUUGUUCUUGUCUGAGAAUGCGCCGUUCAACUGCAAGGGGUUCAGCAUUUUAUGUGCUUCUUUGUGCUUUGCCAUCUCCUUGUGCUGCGUGUGCACGCUGCCAACACAAACACUGCCAAACAAGGCUUCCGAGAACGACACCAUUGAAGCGCCGCUUCUUUAUUGAACAAACACGAAGGCUAAAAUUCAGCAGCUAUAGAAAUGGCAGAAUUUGGAUGGCAAAAGUUACUGCCCAUUUAUCAGUCUCACAAAGUGAUGAAAUGUUUUUUUUCUUCACAUAAAUUGCAUAGUUUUGGAUCAUAAAAUCACUGCAAUUCAUUCAACUGUCCAAAUGCCAAACUCUCUGUAGCAUUAUUAUCAUGUUAAUAUUACAGAUUACAAUACUUCUCUGUACACUGGUCUUUGCUAAUACUCUAUACUGAAAAUAAAUUUAAUAGUUUGAC
Messenger RNA from Cuscuta campestris, 1696 nucleotides. The record is from the annotation of a GenBank genome assembly. NCBI's taxonomy places the organism in Eukaryota, Viridiplantae, Streptophyta, Magnoliopsida, Solanales, Convolvulaceae.